UUAUAAAAACAUUUGAGGACGGCAGCAGUAGAGGAGGAGGAGGUGGUGGAGGAGGAGGAGGACGGGGGUCCCUGAUAUCGAUCUGAGCAUGGAUUCAAUCAGGGCAUUCUGACUUAGGAUAUUUGAGACUCUGCUCUUACAGGAAUCAAUCUGUGGUAAAUGUAGCCUCCCUGCUAGAGUCUGGAUAAGAUUUUUCUUUUUUGGCCAGCUGCAUAAGCUACACGGGAUCAAUCAGCUUUAAACUACUGGUAUUUAUAGCAAGGGGAGGUGGGGUUUUAUGUGGACAUCUCCCAUCACCGGUCAAACCUCACACGUCCACCUCUCACUGAGCUUUUUCUACCUUUACCCUCUGAGUGAUGCUGCUUUCUGUGCCGUGGUGAGACUUUACUCGAGGCCUUACGGAGUGGAAACUGGGCCGGUGCUCACUCCCCUGCGCGGAACCUGACCGCAUGACAAACAAAUGCAUGGGAGUAGCCUGCAGGGCCCGGCUUUAGAUCACGACCAGUCCCCUCCGCACCUCUCCUCUCCUUCUCUACGCCGCCUGUGAUGUGCGUUACGGAAUUACGCACGGAGCAGCAGCGGCAGCAGCACAAGAAGAAGAAGAAGCACCAGGAGCUUUCUUGAUCUGCUUUUAUAUCAGGAACAGAAUUUCACCUCGGGAAGGAUGAGCAGCAAGGAGCUGACGUUGGGCCAGUCCAACCAGUAUGUGGGGCCUUACCGGCUGGAGAAGACUCUCGGGAAGGGACAGACAGGGCUGGUGAAGCUGGGCGUCCACUGCAUAACGGGGCAGAAGGUGGCCAUAAAGAUCGUCAACAGGGAGAAACUCUCCGAAUCCGUUCUGAUGAAGGUGGAGAGAGAAAUAGCUAUUCUUAAACUAAUAGAGCACCCUCACGUUCUCAAGCUGUAUGAUGUCUAUGAGAAUAACAAAUACCUGUACCUGGUGUUGGAGCAUGUGUCUGGAGGAGAGCUAUUUGACUACCUGGUGAAGAAGGGCAGGCUCACCCCUAAAGAGGCCAGGAAGUUCUUCAGACAAAUCAUCUCCGCCCUCGACUUCUGCCAUAGUCACUCCAUAUGUCACAGAGACCUGAAGCCAGAGAAUCUUCUCCUGGACGAGAAGAACAACAUCAGGAUAGCAGACUUUGGCAUGGCCUCGCUACAAGUCGGAGACAGUCUGCUGGAAACCAGCUGUGGAUCUCCUCACUAUGCCUGCCCAGAGGUCAUACGGGGGGAGAAGUAUGAUGGUCGCAGGGCAGAUGUUUGGAGUUGUGGAGUCAUCCUCUUUGCUCUUCUUGUGGGUGCCUUGCCAUUCGACCACGACAACCUGAGGCAGCUCCUAGAGAAAGUGAAGAGCGGAGUGUUCCACAUGCCCCACUUUAUACCUCCCGACUGCCAAGCUCUGCUCAAAGGAAUGAUAGAAGUCAACGCUGACAAGAGGCUCACGCUAGAAGCAAUACAGAAACACGCCUGGUACCAGAGCGGCCGUAAUGAGCCUUGCCCAGAGCAGCCUCCGCCUCGACGGGUGUGCGUGAAGAGGAUCGUGUCCUUGACGGAUCUGGACCCCGACGUCCUGGAGAGCAUGUACUCUUUGGGGUGCUUCAGAGACCGGGUGAAACUCACGCAGGACCUUACAAGUGAGGAGGAGAACCAGGAGAAGAUGAUCUACUACCUCCUGUUGGACAGGAAGGAGCGAUACCCCAGCUGCGAGGACGAGGAUCUGCCUCCCAGAAACGACGCUGACCCCCCCAGGAAGCGCGUGGACUCCCCCAUGCUGACGCGUCAUGGCCGCUGCCGUCCAGAGAGGAAGAGCUUGGAGGUCCUUAGUGUCACAGAUCAGGGGUCUCCCACUCCACCUCGCAGGGCCCUGGACACUAACGCACACAGUCAGAGGUCUCGUUCAGUCAGCGGAGCAUCUACGGGUCUUUCGUCCAGUCCUCUCAGCAGUCCCAGGAGCCCGGUCUUCACUUUCAGCCAAUCAGAAGUCACCUCCGCCUCCGCUUCCUCCUCCAAAGACCCCAAACCAGGAAGUGCCACGGCUCCUCGGCCCACCCGCCUGCCGCCCGACCCAAAAACCCAGACCCUGCCCUCAAAGGGCCCCGCCGACCGGCCCCAGCUCCACCCCAUGAAGUCCCUCCCCCUGCAGACGCCGCGCUCCACGUCCCCCUCCCCCUCCCCCAUCCUCUCCCCCAUCCCACGCUUCUUCAACUUCCCGUCCCCGUCCGUCUUCAAGUCCAAGAACGUCCACGCCUCCUCUAACUCCUCUGCCACCCCUCCCCCUGUGUCGCAGGUCACGCCGCAGGGCUCGCCGCUGCCCACCCCGCUGGGCACGCCCGUGCACCAAAUCCAACACCCUUCCUCCUCCACCACCCCUCCCUCCUCCUCUUCCUCGUCUUCUUCUUCCAGAGCGGACGGGGCCGGCGGGGCCUCGCUGUCGCUGACCCCGCCCUCCAGCCCGGGCGGCAGCGGCGGCAUGGCCGCCUCCAGCUCCGGCCACUGGAGGACGAGGCUCAACUCGUUCAAGAACAACCUGCUGGGCUCUCCACGCUUCCAUCGACGCAAGCUGCAAGUCCCUACAUCAGAGGACAUGUCCAGUUUGACUCCAGAGUCCAGUCCAGAACUGGCUAAGAAGUCCUGGUUCGGUAACUUCAUCAGCCUGGAGAAAGAGGAGCAGAUCUUUGUCAUGAUUAGAGACAAGCCGCUCAGCUCCAUCAAGGCCGACAUCGUCCAUGCUUUUCUCUCCAUCCCGUCCCUCAGCCACAGUGUGGUGUCUCAGAACAGUUUCCGGGCAGAGUACAAGUCCUCCGGCGGCCCCUCUGUCUUCCAGAAACCUGUCAAGUUCCAAGUGGACAUCGCUUUCUCUGAGGGGGAGAGGGAGCGAGAGAGGGAGCGGGCCGAGAGAGAAGGAAGAAGAGAGAUGGGCAUCUACAGUGUGACCUUCACUUUAAUAACAGGUCCCAGCCGCAGAUUCAAAAGAGUAGUGGAAACCAUUCAGGCUCAGCUCCUCAGCACUCACGAUCAGCCUUCUGUGCAGGCACUGGCUGAUGAGAAGAACGGUCAGCUUUCCCGUCAGCCCAGCACCCCCACGCGUCAGAACUCCCGGCGUUCGGAAAGCGGGUCGGACCGGGAGCGCGCCGCGGACGGCGGCGGCUGCAGCGGGAGCGUGAGCGGCGGCGGCGGCGGGAGCGGGAGCGUGAGCGGCAGCAGCGGGACUGCCUUACAAAGGCGAGAGUCCGGGAAGGACAAGACCAGGUUGCUCUCGUCGUCCAACGGCACACAGUCUCACCCUUGAAAAGAAUGUCGCGGAAGAGAAGCGAGGGUUGUCGGCGGCGGCGGCGGCGGCGGCCUGACCUUUUUCUCUUCCUCCCCUCGGUCCUUUCCCACAUUCUUCCCUCCCCUACUUCCUUACUUCCUGCCUUGCGCCAUACUCUUAGUCCCAAGCAAUGGGAUGGAAGAGAGGGAACGUUUUCCUUGAAGCUGAUCCAAGGGA
This is a messenger RNA of Mugil cephalus (flathead mullet), 3484 nucleotides long. RefSeq names its product BR serine/threonine kinase 1b (gene brsk1b). Gene Ontology annotation, biological process: protein phosphorylation; intracellular signal transduction; microtubule cytoskeleton organization. The transcript has 20 exons. The record is from RefSeq and is a predicted model, not a curated record. Gene Ontology annotation, molecular function: protein serine/threonine kinase activity; ATP binding; tau-protein kinase activity. Gene Ontology annotation, cellular component: cytoplasm. Bases 665 to 3286 code for a protein of 873 amino acids. Lineage: Eukaryota; Metazoa; Chordata; Actinopteri; Mugiliformes; Mugilidae.